ACUCCCUUUCUCAGUAUUUCUGAUAUUUUCCUCCUUUUUCUUUUCUUUGCAUUCAUUGUGUUUAUUUUUUUCCCCGGCGAAUGGAAGACUUGAGUCCCUUGUGGAACUAUCAAGAGGAUUUUGAUGAACUGAAACUCAAGCUUCAAUACACUAGUAUUGAGCUAGAGUCGGUGAAAAUGGAAGCGAAUGAACAAAUAAGGAAAUACAGGGAUGAAGUGAACCAUUUGGUAAAUCUUGUAAAACUUGCUUGCCAAGAAAGAGAUGAAGCAAGAGAUCAGGUCGAAAAGCUAGUUAACAAGUUAAUGGCUUCUUCUUCUUCGUUUUCUUCUUCUACAAUCCUCCCUCAAUCCCAGCCUGAAAAUCUGCUUAUGAUUGCAGCAGCAAAAGCAAACUCCAGCAUAACUGAAUCAAGCAGUUUGUCAGAGACGUAUAAUCAUCACCCCUCACAUGGGUCUUCCCCAGUAGAUUCCUUGUUUGAUGCAGUUACUUCACCAGAUUUUUCAAGCAUUAAUAAUAACAUGGCCGACAACAGUUUGAUUGAUAACCUUGCAAAGGGGAAAACUUUGCCUGAAAAAGGGAAGCUUUUGCAAGCUGUAAUGGAAGCAAGCCCUCUUCUUCAAACACUUCUCGUUGCUGGGCCCCUUCCUCGAUGGCGAAAUCCCCCACCGCCUUUGCGAACUUACAAAAUCCCACUUAUUUCCAUCAAAACUUGUCAUUCUAAACUUGAUAACCAGAAACCAGGUGCCUGUCCCAAUCCCAGUUCUACUGUUUUUGUAAAACAAUUGAACAACUCAUCGCCAAUGUGCCCUCAAAUGAUUCGUGGGUCUGGUCAGUCAUGUUCAGUCGCUAUGUUGGAUUUUGCAGCUUCUGGUUCUGCCCCUGGGCUGAGCAAUGGUGCUAACUCUCAAAUCUCAUUCCUAGCAGGAAAGCGCCAAAGGCUUCAAUGAGUUGAAAGUAGGUUUCCUUCAGUUUUGUAAACGUUAAAAUCAAUGUGAGGGUGAUGGUGUACAUUGGAUACGCUUUUUAGAGGAUUAAUUUGGAUGAUUUUAGAGUAGUACAACUUUUUAAACACUUUUUACUUCUGGUUUAUUACUUUAUUUGAACCAAAAGGUUAUAUAUGUAUAUUUAUUAUUCCUCAUCCUCUUGGAUGAAAUUUAACCUUAAAAAAUCCUUGCAGUUAAAGCUGAAUAUGCAAAAA
This is a messenger RNA of Gossypium arboreum, 1198 nucleotides long. RefSeq lists its product as uncharacterized. The transcript is spliced from 2 exons. The coding region runs from base 81 to 947 and encodes 288 amino acids. The record is from RefSeq and is a predicted model, not a curated record. Lineage: Eukaryota; Viridiplantae; Streptophyta; Magnoliopsida; Malvales; Malvaceae.